UGUACCGGAAGUUAUAAUAGUGUCAGCUGCCAGCUGUAUUUGUGGAAGUGGUCCGUGUUUAGUAUGGAAAUUUAGCGUUUUGGUACCCUCUAUUUACAGUUUUCACAAUGAUAAAGGCCAUUCUUGUAUUUAACAACCAUGGGAAGCCUCGAAUGAGCAGAUUUUAUCAGCACUACGCGGAAGACAUUCAGCAGCAAAUCAUCAGGGAAACAUUUCAUCUCGUGUCAAAGAGGGACGACAAUGUCUGCAACUUCCUGGAAGGGGGAACGCUCAUCGGAGGCUCUGAUUACAAGUUGAUCUACCGUCACUACGCCACGCUGUACUUUGUGUUCUGUGUGGACUCCUCGGAAAGCGAGCUGGGGAUUCUAGACUUGAUACAGGUAUUUGUGGAGACGCUAGACAAGUGUUUUGAGAACGUCUGUGAGCUGGACUUGAUCUUCCAUGUAGACAAGGUCCACUACAUCCUGGCGGAGCUGGUGAUGGGUGGGAUGGUGCUGGAGACGAACAUGACGGAGAUUCUCACCCGCAUCGAGGAGCAGAACAAGAUGGAGAAGCAAGAGGCGGGCAUUGCUGCAGCUCCAGCUCGAGCUGUGUCGGCCGUCAAGGACAUGAACAUUCCACAGAAGAUCAAAGACAUCAAGCUCCCGGACUUGCCAUCAAUAGGCAACCUCAAGUUCUAACCGACCACAUCGUGUCUAUGUACUUCACUCGUAUAAGUCAUGUUGUUGCUCUCAAGUUGAAAGUUCAUCGAUCAUUGUCAGAAAUUAAGGGGGUUCCGGUGUGCCUGGGUUCUUCUUGUAUGGUGUCUAGGCAACCUCAAGAAGUUCUUUUAUAUAAGCUAUUAUAUAAUUAUUUGUUGAAUCACAGAUGUCUUUUACAAAGCCAGAUUUCAGAGGAAGGAAUAAAAUAGCUCUUCAGCUCUCUCUGAUUUUAAACGGGAUCACAAAAUGCUUUUACAUGUACUACCUGUUGGUGAUAGAAUGAUCCACCAUCUUUAGUGCCAGUAUUUGCUGGAAGCUUCAAGUUUUUUCUCUGAAGACAAAGGGAGUUACUUUCGUCAAAGACUGUGUAUCAAGACAAGGGACAUAACUCUUUCGCUACGAUUUGUUGACUGAACGAUUUGGUGAAAUAUUAUUAAUUUUUUUCUAAUUUUCAGCAAAAAUAUAUUUCAACAAAUAAAAAAAAAAGGGCCUAAAGGUUUUGAAAAGGACCCAGUGACUUUCAUCCUUUAUUCCGAACAUGGAUCAGGAUGAAACUAUCCUUAUUUCUGACCUCGUUUCACUUGUCCAUAUCAUGUGUUGUGCUGAAGUAGAUCAGGACAGUUAAUGACCAAUUGUGAAUCUUGAGAAACAUGUAUAUUUGUGUAUACUAUGUGCAAUCUACAUUGUGUGUCAGUUGUCGAAAGUCAUUUGGUGUGGAGUAUGAUCAGUAAUGGGACUUGUUGUCACUUGACAUAGCCAGGGCCAGAUGCCAGGGCCUCCUGUGAGCAGGUGCCCUUGUGUGUUUCCAUCAAUUAAAGGCAGAUCACAUCUCCA
This is a messenger RNA of Haliotis rufescens (red abalone), 1535 nucleotides long. RefSeq names its product AP-3 complex subunit sigma-1-like. Lineage: Eukaryota; Metazoa; Mollusca; Gastropoda; Lepetellida; Haliotidae. The record is from RefSeq and is a predicted model, not a curated record. Gene Ontology annotation, biological process: intracellular protein transport; Golgi to vacuole transport. Gene Ontology annotation, cellular component: membrane coat; AP-3 adaptor complex; intracellular membrane-bounded organelle. The transcript is spliced from 6 exons. Bases 108 to 680 code for a protein of 190 amino acids.